GUUGUUACACUCAAAUCUGUCCCCGAUAUGGGAGGAAUAGUUGACAGCGCACGUCGGAGCCUUUACGCAACACAGCUACAAUGUAAUGGACUUUUAAUUUCAAAACUCAUUUAAAAGAGUUGACAAGCCGGUGCAGCAACAACAUAUUACAUUAAACUAACCGCUGACCAUUGAUGGUGUCCUUUGAUAAACAUUGUUCCUGUCAAGCUUAACGUUACGGACAUCAACAAUCUUGCGCGAUCCUAGUAGCUGUAAAGCUAGCUAUCUAACGUUAGUCAGUUAACGUUAGCUUCUUAGCUAACAACACUCCCCGGCUAUUUUUAGUGCAAUUAAGCAGCUAUUUCCAGACCAAGGCGUCACCCUCUUACGACCUGUAAAGUCAUUAUUGUCUCCCAUGAUCUCGUUAAGUUAGCUAAUCAUUUGUACAAAAUGUCAACGACAUCGUUGGAUAAGGAAUUGCAAGAGCGCUUGAGAGAGGCGUCUGCGAUUGGAGACAUCGACGAGGUGCGGAUUUUAGUGGAAAGCGGAGUAAAUGUCAACUCUCAAAACGAAAUAAACGGAUGGACAUGUUUGCAUUGGGCAUGCAAGAGAAACCACAAACCGGUUGUGUCGUACCUGCUGAACUCUGGCGCUGACCAAGAGAUCCUCACUGCUAAAGAUGAGCUGGCUGUCCAGCUGACCUCUAAGCCUGAAAUCAGAAGACUGUUAGGAGUUGAGGAGGAGGAAGUGCCUGAAAUCAAGGAGCCUGAGUUGCCAAUCAUUCCAAACUACCUGUCCAACCCGCCAUUCAUGUACAGUAAGAUGGACAACAAGGCUGAGCUCAUAUUGGCACAGUUGACCCAAAAUGGCAAUGGAGACCACUCAUCAGAUGACCCACACAGUGACUCAGCUUCCCUGUCGCCCACCCACGAGCAACAGCUGCCUCAGCAACCGCAGAGCCUACUCUCUGACACCCCGAGCCCGAGGGAGGGGGCCUUCAUCCCAUUGGCGCAGCAGAACGGAGUGUCGCCUAGCCCCGCCUCGUCUCUCACCAUCAACGGAGGCCUGCCUAUGGACAUCUCCAUGGAGCCCCACCUGGUCAACCAUGGGGAGUACCCACACUCGGUGGCCCAUAAUGGGGCUGUGUGCUCUCCUCCCCUGCCCUCCCCCAGCCCCAGCACCACCAGCAGUAGCAGCCAAGCCCAGGUGGCUAACGCUAACCCAUCUAUGACCCGGCAGCAGUCCCUCCCUCAGCAGCUCAACUGUGGCCAGGGUGCUGGGGGUAACAUGCCUGCCUUCCAGCCUUUCUUCUUUACCAGUACAUUCCCUGUCAAUGUGCAAGAGCUGGUCCUAAAGGUGCGCAUCCAGAACCCCAACGCGCGGGAGAACGACUUCAUCGAGGUGGAGCUGGACAGACAGGAGCUGACCUACCGCUCGCUGCUCCGGGUGUGCUGUCGCGAGCUGGACAUCAGCACCGAACACGUGGAGAAGAUCCGCAAGCUGCCCAACACCAUGCUACGAAAGGACAAAGACGUGGCUCGGCUGCAGGACUUCCAGGAGUUAGAGGUGGUGCUGGAGAAGGCUGAGGGCCUGGCACUCCUCUCUGGGGCGGGAGGCCUCACCGACAGACCCUGCUACAACAUGAAGGCCUCCAGACUCACCUACUAGAGACCAACAGGAUUGACAGACACACAGACAGACCCUGCUACAACAUGAAGGCCUCCAGACUCGCCUACUAGAGACCAACAGGACGGACAGACACACAGACAGUCCCUGCUACAACAUGAAGGCCUCCAGACUCACCUACUAGAGACCAACAGGAUGGACAGACACGCAGACAGACCCUGCUACAACAUGAAUGCCUCCAGACUCACCUACUAGAGACCAACAGGACGGACAGACACACAGACAGACCCUGCUACAACAUGAAUGCCUCCAGACUCACCUACUAGAGACCAACAGGACGGACAGACAGACCCUGCUACAAAAUGAAGGCCUCCAGACUCACCUACUAGAGACCAACAGGACGGACAGACAGACCCUGAUGUCCAUGUGGACCCUACUAUCUCUCUAUUGACCGUAAUAGCCACUAUCGUUAUUAGUCAAUUUCAUUGCAUUAUGAUCCGGUGUCGUUCAGCCAGCGUUAUUGGGGGUUUGUUUAAAAAUCCUGUUGUGUUAGCUAGGUAACGUGGUCGCCCUGCCUGUCCUUGCCUUGCUCCCUGCCAGUCUGUCCCCAUGCAGCGCUCCCCAUGCAGCGCUCGCUAACCGAUUGCUCAUGCAUCAUGUCCUCAGUUAUAUACUGAAGAAUUUGGGCCUCCUUCCCUCUCUGUCCCCUCUUCUCUUCCCUCUGUCCCUCACUCUCUCCUCCCUCUCUAGUUUGUGUUGUCGGGCUACAGUGGAACAUUGGCGUUGAGGGACAGUGACAGUCUUCCUAGAUGGCUUAACUUAUGUACUGUACAUGGAUCCCUUUGUACUGGGCAUUAGUCAUACAUGUACUGGGGACUUGUCUCCUGGAUGAUGAGGGGGUUGAGAAGAGUAGAGGCCAUUUAAACAGCUCUUCUGAUGUACAGCCAUGGCUCUUAUUAGUCCACCAUGGGCGGCUUAGUACAAUGUUGCGACACAGCUGACUUGCACACAGCAACAUGCAGUACUGCCGCUUGCUUAGUGGGCAACGCAGGUGGCUGCCGACGUUCCAACUGGCAUUCACACCCAUGCUGCAGACUGUACACACACACACACACACACUCAGUCAUACUCCCACACUUCAGUGAUAUUUCCAGUUUUUCCUUCAGUGGUUGCCCAUGUUAUCACACUACCCUGUUUAUUUGUUCUUAGGUGGAUGCCUGAUGGAGCUAUUAACAGAGAUGUUGCUUUGUGCUGCUGAGGUUUGAUCAUCUAAGAGGGAGUGGGUGUGAGUGUUGUCUCUUGCCAAUUGAGAAGUUUUUGAUAGUUUCGUAGAACUGUUUAUGUGCUUAGGAAGCAAACAGAUGCUUCAAGUUUCAUCCAUAUUGUUAAGACAGUGUGUCUGUUUCUUAAAGAACUCUCUUCGUCAGUUGGAAGAUAACAGCCUUCUAACAGAUGCUAUGGUUAGCUAGCUCCACAGACACCGUCUGGAUUUCAAUCAAACACCCAAUGUGGAACAAUUCUUCAUUGCUCCUGCUCUAUGAAUUUAGUUUUAUUCUACAAUGUUUACUUGCUGAAACAAAACUCAUUUAGAUGAACAUGUAUUGGGUGCAGGGGCAAUAUUUAAAUGUUCUACAGUUUGGUUGAAUGUUUGUGUGUGAGGGGUUCUUUUCAAUGUAACAGUUAUUGGGUCUAAUAUUCAACUGACACUUUCAGCUGUGAAUGAAUUGAAUGGUAGACCGUUCCUAUAGAGUUCAGGUAUUAUUGAUUGAAGCAGAAUCCGCUAGGUUCACUUUAGGGGAGGUAUAUUCCCAGCUCCAGUAGGGGUUCCCCUAAAAUGAGCAUUUUAAACUGUUUCUGGAUCGCUUCGCUUAAGAUACUUCCAUUUACUGUGAUUAGAUCAAAACCAAAUACAAACCUAGCCAGAAAAAUAGUCGGGUUCUCCACAAUAGAUUAUCAAUCGUAAAUGACCUAUUUUUGAAUGUUUUUAGUUUUUUCGGAGUGAACUGAUAUGACGUGGGCAAAGGACAGUUUGAAAGGAUUGUUUCUGUUUCAUAAGUUUGACACGGCUGUUAUGUUUGAGUGCUUCCAUAACACGUUUCCCAGCAAUUCUCCCUGUUGCUUCUAUCAUACAGUGCAUUUGUCAUAAUACUCAAGUUCACACUGCUCUGUGAGAACGUUUUAAACACAACCUACAUUAACAUGUAAGCUAGCUAGAGAUCAAAUGUUAGCUCUUGAGGGGUCCCCGAGUUUAACCUACUGACAUUUGACUUUUGUCAAGUUGUGGUGUUUGCUACUUCUUUGUUUGAGUAUAAAUGACGAUUCAUACACAAGAACACAACCGUUAGUAUUGAAGCUGAAUGAGAGUGCAUUGAUUGAAAAGAUUACUGCUUAAAAUGCUUUAUGACAAACACAUUUGCUCAUAGAGGAAGACUAAGACCCUAACAUGUCCUGGCAGUCCUUUAUGCUGGUUAACAUUCAGUUCAAUGGUACAGUCAGUGGCCCACUAAGUUUAUAAACAAUCAACAGUCAGUUACUAACAUAGCCGUUAAUUGUUUACCGUUCAAAUGUAUACCUUAAGCUCUGGCUGUCUUAGUAUGUUUAAUGAUUAUAUAUUUUUAUGAAUUAGUCAUUUCCUUUUUUAACGAGAACUGUCUUUAGUUUGUAUCGAUGCCUACAAGUGUGGAACGUGUUUAUCAAUGGGGGUGAAGGGGAAGGUAGGUUGCAGCUAGGAUGAAACCAAGUGUAAAGCCACAGUAUCUACUGUGCUGAAUGGGUUGAGUGUAAAUGUUGAAGAAAUACAAGACUAACUUGAACAUGUCAAAUGGACUCUCCAGAGAAUUUUGUAUUCUUAACUUGUGCCACGAGAACGAGAGGUACCUGGUUGAAGAAGCUGAAUGAUGAUGUUUGAAAUGCCUACGGCCAUUUUGUGCCCAGUGAAGGAGCACCAGUGUUCUAGAAUGUUCCAGAAUGAAUACUAGUUCUGUGAAAUGGAUGACUAACAUUGUACUGAUUGAUUGCUCAUGCUCUAGAGGAAGAAUACAGUAACUUUACCUAUGCAUUCAGAGUCUGAUAUUUUUAUAUGUCCUGUGUACCUUUGAUAAAUUCCUUAUAGGCACUGUUUAACUUGUGUUUGAUUGUGAAGACCUGUACCUGUUCUUUGAUAAAGCAUGGUGGGUAACUUGA
Oncorhynchus tshawytscha (Chinook salmon) is the source of this 4788-nucleotide messenger RNA. Its product is annotated as ankyrin repeat domain-containing protein 40. Lineage: Eukaryota; Metazoa; Chordata; Actinopteri; Salmoniformes; Salmonidae. The record is from RefSeq and is a predicted model, not a curated record. The transcript has 5 exons. Bases 430 to 1647 code for a protein of 405 amino acids. Gene Ontology annotation, molecular function: protein binding.